Trichosurus vulpecula (common brushtail) is the source of this 2964-nucleotide messenger RNA. Its product is annotated as cytochrome P450 2J2-like. The transcript has 9 exons. Gene Ontology annotation, biological process: xenobiotic metabolic process. The record is from RefSeq and is a predicted model, not a curated record. NCBI's taxonomy places the organism in Eukaryota, Metazoa, Chordata, Mammalia, Diprotodontia, Phalangeridae. The coding region runs from base 288 to 1796 and encodes 502 amino acids. Gene Ontology annotation, molecular function: heme binding; iron ion binding; oxidoreductase activity, acting on paired donors, with incorporation or reduction of molecular oxygen, reduced flavin or flavoprotein as one donor, and incorporation of one atom of oxygen. Gene Ontology annotation, cellular component: intracellular membrane-bounded organelle; cytoplasm.
GAAGAUUGUAGGGGUGUGGUGUGUUUACUCCCAGGAGGCGGGCCCUGGCAGAGGUCAGAGGGCUGGGGCACAGAGGGGAGGCUAGCACUCCCUGGACCUCUCACCGCUUGGCCUAUAAAGCCAGCCCAGGCAGCAGCUUCAAGGGGACAGAUUCAGCUUGAGCUCUGUCUCUCAUGUGAACACUGCUCUUGCUGGCCUCACAGCUGCUGCUGUUGCUGCAGGAAGAGGAAGAGGAAGAGGGAACAGAAGCUUGGUUUUUCUGGCCUUGGUGCCAGAGCUGGGCAAAGAUGCAGCUCUCUCUCAGAAACAUGCUCCCUUCUCUUUGGGAAAGAGCCCCCCUGCAGACCCUCCUUUUCCUCUCUGCCUUCCUCCUGAUCCUGGCACAGUAUCUGCAGAGAAGGAGGCGGCAUCUCAACUACCCCCCGGGCCCUCCUGGGUUGCCCGUAGUGGGCAACUUCUUUCAGAUGAACUUUACAGAUCCCCAAAUAACUGUCCAAAAGUUUGCCAAGGAAUAUGGAAACGUUUUCUGCAUGUAUGCUGGCAAUCUUACAAUUAUGACAGUAACUGGAUUACCAAUGAUCAAGGAGGUCCUGGUCAACCAAGACCAGGUGUUUAUUGAUCGCCCAGACAUUCCUGUCCACUCUCAUGUCUUUAAAUCACUUGGCUUAUUAAUGUCUAAUGGCCAAGGGUGGAGACAGCAAAGAAGAUUUGCCCUAAUGACGCUAAGGAACUUUGGUUUGGGAAAGAAGACCCUGGAAGAUCGAAUCAGGGAGGAGGCCAGGUAUCUCACUGAGGCUAUCAGGGAGGAAAAAGGACAGCCCUUUGACCCCCACUUUCAGAUCAACAAUGCUGUUUCUAACGUCAUCUGCUCUGUAACAUUUGGACAUCGCUUUGACUACCAUGAUUCUCAGUUUCGGGAGCUGCUGAAGAGUUUGGAUAAUGUCCUGGUGCUUGAAGCCAGAUGGGAGAGUCAGCUUUUCAAUAUGUUUCCUUGGAUAAUGAAAUUCCUGCCAGGAUCUCACCAGAAAUUCUUCAAUGAAUGGAAGAAGCUAGAGUCUUUUGUAAAACAAGUGAUCAAACAACAUAAGGAAGACCUAAACCCAGAGAAGACCCAGGAUUUCAUUGAUGCUUACCUGAAGGAGCUAUGUAAGGAUAACAUCCACCCUAGUUUUAAUGAAGAAAACUUGGUCUUCUGCACACUGGACCUCUUCUUGGCUGGAACAGAGACAACUUCAACAACUCUGAGGUGGGCACUGCUGUAUUUGGCCCUUUAUCCAGAGAUCCAAGGCAAAAUACAAGCGGAGAUCGAUAGGGUGAUUGGCCAAUCACGACAACCCACCAUGGCUGAUAAGGAGAAUAUGCCCUAUACUAAUGCAGCCAUUCAUGAAGUUCAGAGAAUGGGUAAUAUUAUUCCUUUCAACGUGCCCAGGGUGGCCAGAGUUGAUACCACCGUGGCAGGAUACCAUGUGCCAAAGGGGACAAUACUGUCUACCAAUUUGACUGCCUUGCAUAGGGACCCCGAGGAAUGGGAUACCCCAGAAACCUUCAACCCAGAACAUUUUCUGGAGAAUGGACAAUUUAAGAAGAGAGAAGCCUUUCUGCCUUUCUCAAUAGGAAAGAGGGUCUGCCUGGGAGAACAGCUGGCUCGAACUGAGCUCUUCCUCUUCUUCACCUCCCUGCUCCAGAAAUUCACAUUUCAGGCUCCCCCAAACACCAAGCUGAGCCUGGACAUCCGAUACGGCUUAACCUUCUCUCCUGUCUCCUACCAAAUCUGCGCCCUUCCUCGAGUGAUGUAGGCCAAACUAGGCCAGUAGGGUGGUCCUCCAGUAGUAGUAGUAGUAGUAGUAGUAGUAGAUACAGGGAAAGACCUGGAACUAUUCUCAAUUUCCAUGGUUCCCCACCCUGCCCUUUGGAGCUUGGGUGGGGAAAGUGAGAGGAGUCAAGGAAGCAAGAAGAGGAUAGGGAGAUAAAGGAGGGGGCAGGGGAGCUGUAACCCAAUCUGAACCUUCCUGCUCAGAAAAAAAGAAGAGGAAUUUAUGUCAUCCAAAGUUAAGCACAAAGAGGCCUUGCUGGAUUUGGAGUCCAAGGUCCUGGGUUCACAUUCCCAAACUGCCACCUGCUAGCUGGGUGAUCUUGGGCAAGUAGCUUCAGUCUCAGUUUUCAAUCUCAAAUGAGGAGGAGAAGAUCUCUAAGGUCCUCUCCAGCUCUAAAUCUAAAACUUGUGAUGCUUUGAAUGGAGAACCAAUGCUUUUCUUCUCCUCCCUCAAACAGUGGUGAGGUUUCAGAGAAUUUAAAUGAGUUAUAGAAGUUUUCAGUGGUUGAUGAGGAUGAUCCUUAGAAAUCCUUCUGGGCUGUAAAUUCCUUGCGAGAAGGGACCGAUUUCUUUAUGUCUUUGGAUCUCCAUCAUCCAGCCCAGUGCCUGGCAUGGAGAAGUAGCCCAAUAAAUAUUGCUGAUUGUUUCAUUUCUAAUCCAGUCAGUUUCAUAUUCAUUAUUCCCUUUGACUUUCACAGUGUGAAAUAUUAAUCCAUCAGCUGAUGAGCCAGGUCCCUCAUUCCUAUUAAAAGCCAUGCUACAGAUGCUCAAUCGUAACCACUCCACUAUUAAUUACAGUUACAUGGGUCGAGGAAUGCCCAUACCUUGAACUUUGCUAAUCUGUUAAAGUUCUCUAUUCUUGUAAAGUUUCCCCAUUCUUUUCAGAGAUGCUUACAUGAUAGGGAUUUCCAUGAUGAUAAUGGAAAUUCUUGGAAUACCGCAGCCAAUCAGAAAAUGUGAACACCCAUGUGAAUUGAUGUGAUCAGUGUACCUCAUUUAUCUUUUAUGUUCCACUUUAUAAUGUUCAUCCAUUAUACCCAAAAAUGCUCUGUGAGUUAACAAUGGGAUCCUUCUACCAAAUGAUGUCACCAUGGAUCUAUUUUAUUAGCAAAUUACAAGUCAUUGCUAAUAAACCAAUCAUCCUUGGGCCA